CCUAUUUUUCUCCAUCUUCCUCCUUUUGCUUCCCCUCGAAGGCUCUAUCGCCUCUCGUUCCUUCUUCUGAUCGCCGCGUGUUGAUCCCGAUUUCGGUCAUUUCGUUUCGGAAUCUCAACGCCAGGAAGGAGAAGCCUCGGUCCGCGGUGUCCAUGGCGCAGGUAUUGUCUCAGAGGAGCUUCCUUUCGCCGUGCGGCGGCCGCCGUCCAUUUUCGUGUUCUUUGGCGAGGAGGAAAAGCCCGGGCUUCGUGAUGCUUCGCCGAGUUUCUUCUCUAAGGAUCGAUACCUUGAGGUUGGUUUCUCGUAGCGGUGGUUUCCAUGUGCGGAGACUUCAUGUUGGGUCUCCGCGGCGGAAGACCUCUCGGGGUUUCCUCUCUGCGAUUUCUGUGCAGAUGACUCUUUCCUUCGGGAAAUCUCAGAAAUGGUGGGAAAAGGGUCUCCAACCAAACAUGAAGGAGAUCGAGUCGGCUCACGAUCUUGCCAACUCCUUAUUGAACGCAGGCGACAAACUUGUCAUCGUAGAUUUCUUCUCCCCUGGAUGCGGAGGCUGCAGGGCCCUUUAUCCAAAGAUCUGUCAGAUUGCAGAGAUGAAUCCUAACGUCCAAUUUCUUCAAAUAAACUACGAGAAGCACAAGUCCAUGUGCUACACCUUGAAUGUCCAUGUCCUCCCCUUCUUUAGGUUUUACCGUGGAGCACAGGGUCGACUCUGCAGCUUUAGCUGCACCAAUGCAACUAUUAAGAAGUUUAAAGAUGCAUUGACCAUGCACAGCACGGAUUGGUGCAGUCUUGGGCCAGCAAAGGGUUUGGACGAAUCAGAACUACUGGCUCUGGCUGCAAACAAGGAUCUCUCCUUCAGUUUCACUAAAAAUCCAGUUCCUGUUCCAAAUCCUGAUGAAAAUUCUACAAACCCUAAUAUUAUUGUGCCCACAGUCAAUGGAGGCAUUGAAGACUCUGAAGAGGAGGCCCGACUUGCCACGGCAGAGAGAUGAACUGUAGACGACUUACUGCCAUUUCCAUGUUUAUGGUAGCUGUAAGGAUCUCACUCAUGUCCAAGCAUUACUUGUUUGUGUCAUUGUGUGUACCAUAGUUGUUGGAAGAUGGAAGAAAAAAAAAGGAGGAACUUAACAUAUUUGCAUAUACAUAUCUAUGUAUAUAAUCUUGAGAGACUAGUUCUAUGUGUUCUUUAAGGCAUAGUGCUGUUUCUAUGUGGUAUUGUAUCAUCUGAUACUAUUGAUUCAAAUAUAAUGUUUGAUUCUGAUAAA
Messenger RNA from Zingiber officinale, 1262 nucleotides. Its product is annotated as thioredoxin-like 1-2, chloroplastic. NCBI's taxonomy places the organism in Eukaryota, Viridiplantae, Streptophyta, Magnoliopsida, Zingiberales, Zingiberaceae. The transcript has 4 exons. Bases 153 to 989 code for a protein of 278 amino acids. The record is from RefSeq and is a predicted model, not a curated record. Gene Ontology annotation, biological process: cell redox homeostasis.